AUGCUAUGGAUGGACGCACUUCUCGAUGCGCAGAAGGUCAUCGAACUCGACUCUUUGUCUUAUCUUGGAUACCACUUGAAGCACGCAGCGCUUCAUGGUGCGGAGCGCUAUGAUGAAGCGAUUGAAACUUUCCAAACGAUGCUCUCGAUAUUGGACAAUGCACCCGAUGUUCAGACACGAAACCUGCGCCAGGAGUAUCUCAGACCUUCUGAAGUAGAACGCGCCAUUCGACGGGUCAUCGAUGCCCGACUCGACAACGCUCCGUUGCGUGUCCUCGACACCAACACCGGUCUCUUAUGCGAUCGAGAGACGCAGAUAGACGCCUUCAAAAUCAGCACACAGUAUAAGGAGCUUGUGUCGUCAACAAUCACGCACGCAGACUUGCACAUAGAGCGUAUCGAAGAAGUGGUGGGAAGGGAGGGAGCCGCUGCUGCAGGAUAUCCAGGGAAAGCAUGGAGUGAUACAUGCUGCAUCGACAAGAGCAACAACGUCGAAGUCCAAGAAUCGGUCAACUCCAUGUUCGUAUGGUAUCAUCAUUCCGCGCUCACGAUCGUCUACCUGUCUGAUGUUCCGCCAUCGUCAAAGUCUGGCGCACUGGCGAAGAGCGCUUGGAACACGCGCGGAUGGACGGUUCAGGAAUUCACCGCUCCCAAAGUCAUUCUCUUCUAUCAGAGCAAUUGGACUCUUUAUCGUAAUGAUCGUACUCCCAACCACAAGGAUUCCGUCGAAAUCAUGCAUGAGAUAAAGGACGCAACGGGAAUAGACCGACCAGCCGUUGCAGCCUUUCGUCCUAGUAUGAAUAGCGCCCGAGCAAAACUCCAUUGGGCGUCAACCCGCGUCACCACGCGCCAAGAAGAUAUCGCAUACUCGUUAUUUGGCAUCUUUGGCGUCCGUCUGCCUGUAGACUAUGGGGAGAAGCAGGACAAGGCUCUUGGGCGGCUCCUGCAGGAGAUCGUGGCUCGGUCGGGCGACAUCAGUAGUCUUGAUUGGGUCGGAACGUCAUCAGAGUUCAACAGCUGUCUACCAGCCUCCAUCACUUCAUACGAAGCUCCACCAUUCCAGCUACCAUCCCUAACCGAAGAUGAAAUUCAGUCAUCGAUUUCUUCGCUGCGAAAGACGGCGGCUGCUGAUUUCGCUUCAAACCUUUAUACUCGGCUUCGGAACACGAGCAUCCCUCGCUUCGCAGCACAAAGACUGCAUCUGCCUUGUAUUGCAUUCAAUGUCACAGAAAUCAGACGCCGGGUGGGUAGUCCAACCCCGGAAAGUCAUCUCAUGUAUAGGGUGAAGGCAGACGGACUUCACGACCUGCUUAUCACCACCGCAGAAACCCUGGUUACAUUCUGGCCGGCAAGGCCCACUGAGCAACAAUUUCUCUUCCUCCGCCCCUGGGAUCGGUCUCUUCUGGAGCUACCUGACUUUGCAGAAUUUCCAGAACCGUCUGACCGUGGAGAUGAUACGGAGAGCGAGGAGGAUUAUGGGACGCCGCCUUCUUCUCCGUCAGACGACUGGUCUGGUGGUUCUCCUAUAAAACAGGGGAUGUCUGAGCUAGAAUCACGAGCAUUGCGGUUACUUGUUCGCCUUGGGCAGCCUUUCAGCGCAUUUUUGCUAGCGCAGCAGCGCAGUGGAGAAUACAAGAGGAUUGCGACGGAUCAUGAUAUCAUUGGACAAGUCCAGGACGUGGUUUCUGUUGGAGACUCGAUGGACAUCAGGACCAUAGAGAUAUUGUAG
Molecule: messenger RNA, 1728 nt
Organism: Suillus plorans
Lineage: Eukaryota; Fungi; Basidiomycota; Agaricomycetes; Boletales; Suillaceae
Exons: 5
Coding region: 1-1728 (575 amino acids)
Molecular function (GO): protein binding
Source: RefSeq, a predicted model, not a curated record